CAACUCCAAGCAACCUUUAUUCUGCCCAAAACAACGUCUGAGCUGAGCACUACCAUUAGACUUUCAACCUGCGGCUGGAUGAGCUCGACGACUCAAUCCCCGCUCUCCAGCGAGACUUGGAACUAAAUAUACCACCUUCGGACUGCUAGCGGACGCUGGCGACUCUCCCACCAUGCCGGGCAUACUUCCAAUGAAAGUCAUCAAGGUCGGGACAAAUGCGCAGACAAGAAUUGCACAGGCUUGUGACAGAUGUCGAAGCAAGAAGAUACGAUGUGAUGGAAUUCGACCCUGCUGUUCGCAGUGCGCCAAUGUUGGCUUUGAAUGCAAGACGAGUGAUAAACUGAGUAGGCGAGCUUUCCCAAGAGGAUACACAGAGUCACUGGAAGAGCGAGUGCGAGGUCUGGAGUCAGAAGUGCGAGAGUUGAAGGAACUUUUGGAUGAGAAGGAUGAGAAAAUUGACAUGUUAUCGCGCAUACAUUCACAAUCUUCUCAUCCGAUACAAUUACCGUCACCGCGACGACCGUCUACUGCUUCAGUAGAUUCGCCUCUUGGGAAGGCGGAAUCUCUACCGAAAGACGACGUUUUUCGAGUACAACAGUCGCCUUAUCUUCUUGAUGAGGAUGGAGCAGACUCUUAUUUUGCGGGUACUUCUAGCGGGCGUACAUUCAUUGAAGCGUUCAAGAAUCGAGUUCAAGAAACGGGGCGUUCCACACAGGACAUCGACACCAAUGUCAUGCUCAUGAGCAGCGUGAAGGAAAGGGCCGGAAUACUUACUCCGACGUCGCCUGUCACGUUCAAAGCUCCUUCGAGAAUGCUGUCUGACCAGCUCGUCAACAUUUUUUUCCAAGAAUGGGCACCAUUAUUUCCGGUCCUACACCGUCCGACUUUCUUGACCCUCUACGAGCGAUAUGUGGCGGAACCAGAAUCCGUCACCGAUAAAGGAGAACUUGCACAGCUUAACCUUGUCUUUGGCAUCGCUUGCGUGUCAAGCGGCACACGGUCGUCACCAGACCUCGACAGCUUCGAAUCGCAGUGGAAGGCUGCGCUGGACUCUAUCAUCACGGCUAAUACUAUGACUACUUUACAAGUGCUGGUUCUCGCACAACUGUUCUGCGUACAACAAGGUGACUAUACACGACUGCUAUCUUACAAAGGUCUUUCCACCACUCUAUGCACUCGCCUCGGCCUACAUCAGUCGCAGAAACGCUUCGCUCUGGGCACAUUGACUUGCGAAACCCGGAAGAAGGUAUUCUGGACGCUAUACACCGUCGAUAGCUUCACGGCUGUCAUCCUCGGCCUUCCCAAACAACUAAAGGACGAUGAUGUCCACUGCGAAUUCCCGGUCGACGCUGAUGACGAGUACGUAACUGAGCGCGGGUUUCAGCCCACGCUACCUGGAGAAUCGACCAAGCUAUCUAGCGCUCUGGCACUAUUUCGAGCUGCUCGAAUACUCUCCAGAGUCUUGGAGGACGUCUAUCCUGCGAAGACAUCGUACGACCUGUCAUUGAAAAAACUCGCUGAGCUCUCCGAUGAGCUGGAGACGUGGUGUGCUGGUCUUCCGCCACAUCUCCGCCUACAAUUUGCUCAAGACAAACCGAGCACCGGAACCAUUAGCAGCCGGUCACCUCUGCUUUCACUCGCUUAUCACUACAUUCGUGCUCUCAUACAUCGGCCGGCCAUUUGUGCCUCCUUAGGCUCCAGGUCGCAGUCUUCAAUGAUCGCCAUGGCCAGCUCGUGCAAGCAUAUGAUCCAGAUCGUACAACUUCUGGAAGAGAGAGCCCUCAGCUUCUCUUUCUGCUUGAACAGAGACGAGAUGCUUGUGCUCUCUGGCUUUGGUUUAUUGUUCCAGGGCAUCGGGCUUGAACCUGCUUCGAAGAUUCUGAAAGACAACAGCAAAAUGCUAACGGCUCUAAUCAACGUGUUGAAGAAGGCAGAGGCACCAAAUGCUACUUCUUUUGAACAGGUCUCGAACUCAUUCGUUCCACCACAAGCUCCUGUCAUCAAAGCGAAAACACCACCCUUAUCGCGGCACAACUCCGAAGAGGGAGAGUCCAGUCACAGCUCGCCCUCUUCGACUCGCAAGCAAUUGAAGGCUCUCGCAUCGCGAUUCAGCGCUGCAGCGAAGCCUAGGCCGGAUGCUAGCGGCGAAGGAGGUCGUCGAGCAACAGCGCAUCAGAUCAGCCUCCAUCCCCGCAAUGCACAAACGCAAUCAGAGCCGUCCUUGCAGCCUGCCAACUACAGUCCAUCCUCAAUCUCUCAUUCGGAGCCCGCACGAUCUCCAAUCAAUCAGUAUAGUCGACCAACAUCGACUGCCGCCACAAGACCCUCUGCUCCACCAGCGUUGCAACCGAAGCCCAAACCACCAUCCCCAACGACAAGGCAUACGAAUUUGGACUAUCUUUCUUUCGGAAACGAGCCAGAUGCCACCCCUCAGGUUGGCAACGUACCCACACAACCGAUAAAGAGCGAGCCUGGCCCAAGCGACUGGGAAAAACUCCUUGGAAGCCUCGACAACGGCGACACGAACAUUUACGAUGCAUGCUAUGGCGGUCCACCGGUAGAUGCCUUACUUGAUGCGCCCACUCUCGAAAUCCACAAUAACGCAUCUACGCCAGUAAUCAGCAGCGAAUCUGUCGCCUGGCAUAAUGACCUGUGGACUCUGUGUCAAAGUGACACCAAUACGAGUUCCAAUUCUGGCCUCACUCCGCAAAGCGGUGGCCACCCCGCAAGCAUUGUAUCUUUCUCGACCGACGAAGGUUUGAGCGGUUCGGAAGACUUCACGACUUCACAGGAAUGGACGAAUCCUGCGGCGGGGCGCUCGAGUAGUGAGACGUUUCGUGGAAUUGUUAUGCCGGCUGAAGACUCGCUCUUCCUAUGACGGUGAUAGCAAGCCAUUGGGAACUGCUGUCUGAACGAUUUCGAGAUUGAGUGAGGGCGACAAAGACUCGGAUACGCAAUAUCUGUCUUGGAUAUUCAGGACUUUUGGGUGGUUUAUCUGACUUUUGGCUUGUUUGCGAAACGCAAGAUACCAUGGGACGUGUAGCUUGUUAGUGUUUUUAAGAGAGCGGACCAUGAGGAUGUCUUGG
Pseudocercospora fijiensis CIRAD86 is the source of this 3086-nucleotide messenger RNA. RefSeq lists its product as uncharacterized. Bases 173 to 2878 code for a protein of 901 amino acids. The record is from RefSeq and is a predicted model, not a curated record. The transcript is spliced from 3 exons. Gene Ontology annotation, biological process: DNA-templated transcription; regulation of DNA-templated transcription. NCBI's taxonomy places the organism in Eukaryota, Fungi, Ascomycota, Dothideomycetes, Mycosphaerellales, Mycosphaerellaceae. Gene Ontology annotation, molecular function: zinc ion binding; DNA-binding transcription factor activity, RNA polymerase II-specific; DNA binding.